Pelmatolapia mariae (spotted tilapia) is the source of this 8439-nucleotide messenger RNA. RefSeq names its product homeodomain interacting protein kinase 3b (gene hipk3b). Bases 256 to 4284 code for a protein of 1342 amino acids. Gene Ontology annotation, biological process: peptidyl-serine phosphorylation; peptidyl-threonine phosphorylation. Lineage: Eukaryota; Metazoa; Chordata; Actinopteri; Cichliformes; Cichlidae. The record is from RefSeq and is a predicted model, not a curated record. Gene Ontology annotation, cellular component: nucleus; cytoplasm; PML body. Gene Ontology annotation, molecular function: ATP binding; protein tyrosine kinase activity; protein serine/threonine kinase activity. The transcript has 17 exons.
GGCUGGCAGGCCCGCGGAGCGGUGCGUCUAGACAGGGUAACGGACACCCUUUACAGAGAUGGGCAACGCUGCCCAAAGAAGACGGAGACGCGUUUGAAUUGUGUAGCUACGACGUGGGUUCGGUGUGGUGUUUCUGGAAGCUCAUAUGCAAGAGUUAUUUAGUGUUUAAAAUGUGGGAGAUGGUGGCGUUACCGAGAGUGAGCUCUCCCUUCCUGUCGUCUAGGACAAGAUGGCAGCAAUGCAGGCGAACUGUACAUGGUAUGGAUUUAUAAGUCCAUAACAUGUUCAGAGAAGCCCUGGAUUAUACUUAUAGUGACUCUAUGUGAAGGUAUGGCCUCACAAGUCUUGGUCUACCCACCACACGUUUAUCAAACCCAGACAAGUGCCUUUAGCAGUGUGAAGAAACUCAAAGUUGAGCCCAGCAGCUGUGUGUACCAUGAGAGGGCACACCCACGGACUUUUUUGAACAGCAGAACCUUUGGCAUUGUGCAUCCAACGAAACAAGCCCACUCGUUUGUGAACCGAGACUUGGCAGUGGGCCUGAAAGUGCGUGGAAGACAAGAGUACCCGGUGCAGACGGUCGUGGUGCGUGGUGUACAGAGACAACAGCCCGGUAAAAGAGGAGGUGGAGCACCAGGCCCAUUUGUGGCCCAGCAGCAAAGAGAAGCAGGGGUUGUCCAGUCACAGGACAAGGAGCAGCAACAGCAGCAGACAGACAUAGCAAGUGGGAGCAGCAGUGGAGCAACAGGGGCAGGAGGAGGAGGAAGGGGAGAGGGUGGUGAGGGAGGUGAAGAGGAAGAGGGCGACAGAGAAGAGAACUGUGGAGGUUUGAACUCAGCUGACAGCUCUCAGCGAUGUGGGCUGAAACGUAAAAGUGAGGAGCUGGAUAACCGAAGGAGCACCAUGCAGAUUGUGGAGGAACUGUCAAUGUUGCCUGCCAUGUUGCAAACGACGACUGUGGGGAACGCAGCCAUGACAGCCCCAGCGGCUGUGGGGGCUGGAGCGGGCCCCUCCAAACAGGGUGUAGGGCAUGGGGCUGUAGGGGCAGCAGGAGGGACGGGAGGAGUGGAUGGAGACUAUCAGGUUGUGCAGCAUGAAGUCCUCUGUUCCAUGAAGAAUACUUAUGAAGUGCUGGAUUUCUUGGGACGUGGCACAUUUGGUCAGGUAGUGAAGUGCUGGAAGAGGGGCACAGGUGAGGUAGUGGCUGUCAAGAUCCUGAAAAAUCACCCUUCAUAUGCAAGGCAGGGUCAAAUUGAAGUUGGCAUCCUUGCUCGUCUGAGUGGAGAGAAUGCAGAUGAGCACAACCUGGUGCGAGCCUUUGAAUGCUUUCAGCACCGCAGUCACACCUGCCUGGUAUUUGAGAUGCUUGAACAGAACCUGUAUGAUUUCCUGAAGCAAAAUAAGUUCAGCCCACUGCCCCUGAAAGUGAUAAGACCUGUGCUACAACAGGUAGCUACAGCUCUGAAAAAGUUAAAAAGCAUGGGUCUGAUUCAUGCAGAUCUUAAACCAGAGAACAUAAUGCUGGUGGACCCAGUGAGGCAGCCCUACAGGGUGAAGGUGAUAGACUUUGGCUCAGCCAGUCACGUGUCCAAAGCAGUGUGUUCCACGUACCUCCAGUCUCGGUACUAUAGGGCUCCAGAGAUUAUUUUGGGAUUGCCGUUUUGUGAAGCCAUAGACAUGUGGUCCCUAGGCUGCGUGAUAGCGGAGCUUUUUCUGGGCUGGCCUCUUUACCCCGGGGCCCUGGAGUACGACCAGAUUCGCUACAUUUCUCAGACGCAAGGUUUGCCAGGAGAACAUUUAUUAAAUUCGGGGACAAAGACAGCUCGGUUCUUUUGCAAGGAGUCUGACUCGCCUUAUGCAGCAUGGAGACUAAAGUCAACAGAUGAGCAUGAGGUGGAGACGGGAAUGAAAUCAAAGGAAGCAAGGAAGUACAUCUUCAGCUGUUUGGAUGACAUAGCGCAUGUGAACUUGAUGAUGAACUUGGAAGGUAGUGACUUGCUGGCAGAGAAGGCAGAUCGCCGGGAGUUUGUGAGCUUGUUGAAGAAGAUGCUGUUGAUUGAUGCAGAAGAGAGGAUUGCCCCCGCUGAAGCUCUCAGCCAUCCAUUUGUGACGAUGCAGCACCUGCUUGAUUUUCCACAUAGCAACCAUGUGAAGUCAUGUUUCCACAUCAUGGAUGUUUGCUGGACUCGUCCCAGUGCAUAUGAGGCCGCAAACCGAAACAAAGGGCCUUUCAUCAGGCCUGUAACUACAACCGCUGCUGCCUCAGCCAAUCACCCUUUCAGCAAGAUGACUGCUGUCCAUCCUCAAGGGUUAGCUCCAUCAGCGGCCUCAGUAAUGCACCCUGGCAUACCACUGCAGACAGGAAGUGGUCAAUUUGGAUGCAAUGAAUCAUUUCAGCAGGCUCUCAUUUUGUGUCCCCCAACCAUUCAAGCAGGAAUCCCCCACAACACAGCUAAACCAGCAGGUUACUCUGUUCGAAUGGAGGCCUCUGUGCCACUAGUCACACAAGCACCCUCAAUCCAGCCCAUACAAAUCAGACCUGGAGUCAUCACACAGUCUUGGUCAGCUCGUGCACAGCAAAUCUUGGUGCCCACUUGGCAGCAGGUGACAUCGGUGCCCCCACCACCAACCACUAUGGCGUCUGACACAGUGGCAGGCUCACAGAGAUUGGGUGACUGGGGGAAAGUGCGUCCCCAUGGCAACCAUUACAGCUCCAUGAUUGCACACCCUCAGCCAUUCUUAACCAACCAAAUGACCAUGUCCACCCACCAGCCAAUCAACAUAGGCAUUGCACAUGUGGUGUGGCCACAGCCAGCUGCCAACAAGAGAGCCAAGCCCUCUGUGAACAGGUGCAACAUCUCCCAAAACACUAACAUCCAAAAUUUAGCAUGUCAGUCCCCAAAGAUGGCCGAUACAGCAAAGAAUGUGGACGAGGUAGAGGAAGCCAGAUGUCCAGAGGAAGGCCACGCUAUUGGAGAGGAGCAAAGAGCAGAGCAGGUGGAGGAGGAGGAUGAGAACUGCUGCAAAGUGGAGCCAGACUGUGAGGAGCUUUCAGUUUCACAGGAGCAGAGACAGGCUAUGGUGAUCUCUGACCUCGCUAGUCCAACUGUUAGCGUCAUCAGUAUCAGCAGCGAUGAGGAGGAGGGCGCGCAAAGACAUUCAAUUGGAGAAUGUAAGGGGAGUGCAGAUUGUGAAGCGUGUCAGAGCACCGUCAGUAUGGAGAGAGUCUGUUCUCUCAGCAGUCCAGACAGUACGCUCAGCACCAGUUCUUCUGCCUCAGCUCAGUCCAGCACAUCUCCCUGCAAACACCCCAACAGCAUGUCGGAUGAUGAACAGGAGAGUGGUUGUGACACCGUGGACAGCUCGCCUGCAUCACAUACCUCUGGCCAUAGCAACAGUCCCUUCACAGAAAGGCGCUAUAUUGCUGACAGCAACCAGAACUGCGAGCCUUGCGUCGCAUGUGUUGCCCCAGAGACCGAGCCCUGCAAACCAACAGUUCGUACUGUUGUGGUGCCUCCAAUGCGGGUGCAGAACAACAACAAUAACAACCCUGCAGUCAGUGAAACUCAUGGCAACACAGGUCACGUGGCCUUGGAUUAUGUCGUUUCAGUAGGCCACAGAAGUUCUCACAGGCUUAGAGUCUUCAUGCCAGUCCAAAGGGCGCAGUUUUCCUGGGCGGCAACAUCAUCACUCCACUCCCCUCCUCAACAGGCCUCAGAAAAUUACCCCUGCAUUCCAGCCCCAGCAACAGCAGCCUAUUGGCUUUGGGCAGGUGCAACAUUUCAGUUCCUGCCAUCAGGAAUGGAACGGGAACUUUUCCCACCGGAGACCACAGGCCUACAUCCCUCCCACCAUGCAUGGGCACACUUUCACUCUCUCCCACAGCAGCCCAAACCACACUACGGGCCCCCACCCACACCUUGGAGGACAUCCGCACUCCCAGCCCACCAUACUGUCGUACCCUCCGUCUGGUCCUCUGGUCACAGCUGCACCUGUGGCCCACCUCCUGGCCUCUCCUGGGGCCUCCCGCCCCGUCCUUCAGCCAACCUACAGCAUCUCCCAUCCGGCAGGCAUUGUGCAUCAAGUCGCAGUAGGCAUCAACCCCCGGCUGCUACCCUCCCCCACCUUGCACCCCCAGGGCCAGUUCAAGCCCCUCUUUCCCCCGCACUCCUACAUUGCCUCUCCCGCCUACGGCAGUUUCCCUCUCAGCCCUACCAAAAUAAACCAGUACCCUUACAUCUGAGCAUGGCUGCUCAGGUACCCUUCAUACCACCUGAGGGCUAAGUGAGCAGGGCGAAAUAUAUCUUUAACCACAAACAACAUGGUUUUUAUUUCUGAAAAACCAUGGCACAACCACAGAGAAAGCAAACUAUUUUUUGAAUCAUGUAGACUUGAGUGUAAUUGAACUUCAAGCUUUAAAAAACAAAAAACAAAACAAAAAAAAGUUCCAAUGGUAGAGAUGAUUUGGCAAAAAUUAAGAAGGAAGUAAUGUAUGAAUGACUGAAUGAAAGAAUGAAUGAAUAGUUAAACUCACACUUAAUGUGUUUUGCACAUUUGAUAUAUCUUUGCAUUGGAUCUUCUACGAAUACUCCUCAAGACAGGUGAAUAAUUGGGGUGUUGUUGAAUAGUUAGACUUUGCACCCCUGAUCCCAGCUAUUUUUCUAUAUUGCCUUCUUACGUGUGUGCAAGACACAUUCAUCUUUGUAAAGCCAUCCCAGUCUCUAGCUCUAGAUUGACAGAUGCACAUGUCGUCCACAGUGUACGUUGUACUGCGUUUGAAGUAUUUGUACCUUUUCGGUGUCUUUUGGUGUUUAGCAAUGUCAAGUCAAUUAACCGAAUUAAAUAGGGUUGUUCCUCACGCUGCAUGUGGUCUUGCAUGAGCAAAAAUGUAAACGGAAAGAUGCAUAGACGUUGCUCUUAUUGUUUGUGUCACAAGACUCGCUGCAUUGUAUAACUGUCCCCAGCCAUAGUGCCUUACAUAUUGAGGUUGUUAAUGUUACUACUUAUAUAUGACUAUAUACAUGAAUAUUAAUGUACUGGACUGCAGCACUUGAAAUUCCAAUCAGUCGAUGCAUCCUAUGUGUGAGUGUAUAUAUAUGCACAUGUGUAUAUGUCCAUGCAUAGCCUGCAUGGAUGUGAUGUAUCGCGGAUAGCGGUGCUUAUUUUUUGGAGUCUGUGUAUAUUUCAGCGUGUAGUGAGUUAAUUUUUUUCCUCUGUUCUUUCAAGUAGAACAGCGUGCUUUGCUGUUGCAAAUGCCUGCUGUUUCAUUCAGUUCAUUUUAUUCUUUUAUUCUUUUUUUUUUUUUUUCAUUCUCCAGUUCCCGAAUGAACUAGUGUACAAAGUGCAAGUACUGAGUAUUGCUUAAUAUUUGAUAAUCACUUUCUAUUCAGUGAAACUCUUACUACUAACAGUAUUUGUACUGUUUGAAACUGCAAUACAAUCUAAAUAGUCGUUGAUUAUUCUUCAUUUUUCGUCUUCGUAUUUUCGUUUUUGAGUGUUUUCACUUUUUGUUUUUUUUUGUUUGUUUUUUUUAGAUGUUUAGAAGUGUGGUGGGCAUGGCUUUGAUUAGGUAAAGAAAAAAUGCAAAUUAAUUCACAGUAUGGAAUCUUCUAAGCCUGAGCAAACCAUGCAGUAUUUGAUAUACACACAUAUAUGGACAUAUAUUAUAGAGCUAGACUAUUUAGUACAGAUGCUUGAUAAGGUGUGAGUUAAUUGUGUGCAAUUCUCUCAUUUAUGCAUGUGUGACAAAGUUAACUUUUUCACUUUACAUUAUACCAUUUGUUAAAGGCUUACAGCUUAUCGGUGUCAACUGCUUAUUUUAUACAUUCCGUCAGGGAGGAUAUAUAUACAUAUAUAAGACGGUAGCACCAGUCUAUAUAUAUGUAGAUAUGCUGCGUGUGUGCGUUUUUGUUUUGUUUUCUUCUGUUCGUUUUACUAGUUACGUGUGGAGUUUUUUUUGUUUCUUUUUUGUCUUUUUAUUUUCAAAUGAAGUUGCUUGUGCAGCACCAAAGACUGUAAUUCAUUUCUUGAGCAAGGUAGCUAUUCUGUUUGCAUAGACCUCAGUUGUACUGUAGUUGUAGAAUGGGGUUAAAUUAAAACAAAAAAAAGUUGUAUUUAAAAAAAAGAAAAGAAAACAAACAAAAAAAAACAGCUGAGGUUUUGUCUAGCUUAUUGGGCAAUUAAUAAGUCGUAUCAUUUCUUUCUUGAAUGUAUCAUAGAUAAGCUGCUAUAUGAUUGCCACUUCAAUAGCUGUGAAAUUAGGUGAUUUCUCUCUGAGUUUAAACCUAGCGUUGCUAUUUUUGUAUAGGUCCCUAAUUAUCUGAAAUAGAAGUGGUUUUGAUUUUUGUGUUUUGCGUUCAUAUUUGAAGUGUCAUUGUAACUACUGUAUUGCUGAUGAUGAACAUUAGUUGCAUUUGUCGUUUCUCGGGGUGCGUGUUUUUUGCAUCAGUAUUUUAUCCUUAUUAACCUUUUGGGCUCGUCACUGCAUAUAAAUGAUGUAUCGAUGUAACUUAAUUUUUGUAUGUUUUCAUAUUGAUGUUUUGUACACAUCUGAAGCUGUAGCUUGCAGGAUUGAGUUAACUUUUUUAUUGUGCGUAAACGGUGUGCUACCAGUACUCUCGUGGGUUAUGAGGGCACUGCGAGAUGCCGGGGGGGAAAAAAAGAAAACAAAAACAUUGUGUUCCAUUGGAAGACUUCUGUGUUGUUUCCACCAGUCACACACAAACGCACUUGCCACUAAGCACUUAUAGAGGUAGGGAGGCUUGUUAGGGUUUGGGUGAUUAGACUGUAAGAGAGAAAUUUAGCCCAAUUUUUCUGUUCUAAAAUGACAUUUUCUGAUUUGUUUUUAUUGUUAAAUUGGUUUGAUCAAAGUAUUUAUUGCAGCCCUUUUAUCUGUUCAAUGUUAUAUCUGGCUAGGAUAUCAGUUUCACAGUUUGAUAUUCUAAACUGCCUUGAGUUCAUAUCGCUCUCCCCUUUAUGAGUGUCUAAUAUCAAAACGAUGUUUUGUUGGUGCGAAACCGUUACCGUUGUGAUAUGUCCUUUCUUGAAAUUGAGACAGUGUGAGCAGCACUGUUUAUGUGCCUUGAGAUUCAGAAAGUGAGAAUUCAUGCUGGUGAUUUCUUCCUGAUUUUUUUUGAGGAAGGCAUAGAAUUCAGUAACAGUUCCCUACAGUGUAGAAUGGACAAGUUUUUAACAGACAUUUGACCAAGAGUUUAAAGAGGAAAGUAAGAAAAACAAGAAGCAGAGAAUAAAAACAACUCAAAGUAGGACUUCAUCACAGUGACUCUUCUGAUCAGCUUAUACACAUGAACAGCGUAGUGGUGGUUCUCCGCUUGUUUCAAACAGUCGCCACGUAAAACCUCUCUGAUUAACACACACAUGCGUGCGCUUUGAAUGACACUCACUCAAUGGUCUUUGGAUAGUCACUCUGGCUGAACAGCAGAUGCAAUACUUUACAUUGUGCGGUCAUUGCACCACCAAGUGUUCUUAGAUAAUCUCCAUGCUUUACAUUACCUUGCAUGUACACCUUAGAUGCUUCACUUUGUCUGCUUAGAAGCUGACUGCCUAGAGCAGCGCUCCUAUCAUGUAAGCUGAAGCUGAGUGGGAGUAACCAGACCACGGCUGACAACACUGGCCUUUUAAAAAUCAGAAGCUAUGCUUUAUAUCCAGCAAGAGUAUAUCUGGGCGUUUUUGUUCUGGGUUCUGGACGAAAAGAGCUCUGUCGAGGAGGUUGUCAUCUUCUCUGUCAGUCAUGAGUGCAAUACUCCACAUUUCGACACUGACAUUGAUAUGGUUGUAUGUUUUAUAAUAGCUUUUGUCUGACUUGUAUGCUUUACUGAUCAUACUCAAAUAUCCCUUUGGGAAAGAAAGCUUAUGAUGACAAGGCAUGGACUUGGCAGAUUAGUGCUUGAAAUAGUUCCCCCAAUAAUAAGCAUGUGAAAUGUAAUCUGUGUUUUGAUUCCUUCAAAGGUAUUCACCAGCAAUGCGCCUGCAUAAACUCUCCCGUACUUGUUUAGGAAAAGAAUGGAUGCAAGAGGAGAGAAAUCUUAAAACUGUUUUUAAUUUUCCACAAGAUUGACACCUUGAUUUCUUUUCUUUUUUUUUUUUUUUUUUUGAGGAUUCAUGUAACAUUUAACAGAUAAAACAGUCAUUUGUAAAAUUACUUCUAUUAAUGUUAUGACUUUGAUAUGGAAAAAAAAAAUCCUCUGCUGCGGUAUUAUCCUUUAGAGAUCUUAAUUCAGGGUGUGUAUUAGUCUAAUUGUGCUACUGUGUAACUGUUUGAUUUUAAUAUGAGAUUUGUUUUACUCAAGCUCUUAUUUUCAGUUUUCUGGUCACCUGUAUCAAUUUCAGAGUUAAUUCACACUGCAAGUUAUGGAAUCAUCUGUUUGGAUUGCUCAUCAAUUAGACUUGAUAAUUAAAUCUGAACUGUUACUGUUUUAA